AUGGCGUCGAUGCUUGAGGCUCUCCAACCGCAUCCAGAAGACCACCUUCACCUGCGUCUGCAUCGUGCGAGGUCUGUCGUGUUGACAAGCCAAGAACUCGUCGAGAUCCGCGCCGCCCAGCGCACCUUCGAGGGCGCGUACAUGCGCACGGCGCUAUCCCAGUUCUCCUUCGCGCUCGUCGUGCUCAAGAUCUUCACGUCCGACUUCUACCCGAUCGGCGCCCUGCUGGCCUGCUACGGCGCCGCCGUGCUGCUGGUCGCCGUCUACCGCCGCUACGAGGGCAACCGCCAGUUCUUCGACCGCGAGGAGCCCGAGUCUUCUUCUUCUUCGUCUUCUUCUGACGCGUCGGAGGAGUCUGGGUCGGUGGCGGUGGGGGAGGGUGAGGGUGGGGAGGAAAGGGAAGGGGGUGGGGAUAGGGGGAGGGCGAGGGCGAGGGGGAGGAAUUGGAAUCGGGUGAGGCAGGUGGUGGUCAAGAAGAAGUUUAGGACGAGCGGGAAUAGUGUGGGCUUGUUGGUUGGUUUGAGUUUGCGGCACCAAGCGGCAGCUUCCGGAAAACUCGAGAAGUCUUCCGCGGAAUAUGCCGACUGA
Molecule: messenger RNA, 588 nt
Organism: Chaetomium fimeti
Lineage: Eukaryota; Fungi; Ascomycota; Sordariomycetes; Sordariales; Chaetomiaceae
Exons: 5
Coding region: 1-588 (195 amino acids)
Source: RefSeq, a predicted model, not a curated record